AUGUUCAUUUAUCGACGUAAAUUGUUACAACGUCAUCGACAUUGGAAGUCAAAGCAGAAACAUUUAGUGAGAAUUGCACCAACCACUAUUAUUGAUCUUAUUCGGCAUCCAUCUACCAAGGCGGAAUUAGGUUUUCUUUCCAGAGGGCCACUUUAUAUAAGAGCCAAUCAAAGUGCACUACGACGACGUAGUCAACGGGAAAAACAAGUCGACAAAGAAGUAAAUGAUAUUCUAACGAAAAUAAAACGAACGAUGUGUGAUCCAUCUCGUCAGGAAUCCAGUAUAAGACAAAAUGCAGCGGUAUCUAAAGUCUAUUUGGCACAACUUCAAACCUAUCUACUACGUCGCUAUAUGACACCCUUAUCUUUAAGAGAUCAUAGACGUGCACGACGAGAAUUAAAAUUAAUCAAAUCAAUUCGAAGAAAAUUAAGAAAAUCAAAACUUAUUCUACGUGAAACAGAUAAGAGUGGUGUAUUCCAUAUUGGUUGUGCUCGUGAUUAUGAAGAAAAAGCCAUCGAUUAUCGACAGAAAACAGGAGCUUAUGAAGAAUUGACUUCGAACCCAUUGAGUGUGAUUGUUGAUCAAGUGAUACAAUUAUUAAAUAAAUUACAAGCAGAGAAAAAAGUUAGUGUAUCUCAACAUAACAAGUUAAUGCCAAAGAAAGAGAAAAUCGAAUUAGCAUACCUCUAUUUUCUUCCGAAAUCACAUAAAAAAGAAACACCACUUCGUCCUAUUAUCAACACGAUACAUGCUGCAACGACCUCUAUUUCAAAAUAUUUAGAUCAAUCUAUACAACCUUUAUUUGUUCGCUCGACGACUAUUAUUGAUAGUGUCAAUCUUCUACUUCAACUACAUCAAUAUAUUGCUAAAGGUUACUUUACUUCUUCGACACUUUUCGUGACAUUUGAUAUUACCAAUCUUUGUACGAUGUUACCACAAGAAGAAUCUUUAGCUAUUCUAGCAGAAUUUCUUCAGGUACAUCAUUGUGAAAGAAUUAAUGGUAUGUCCAUUGAUACUAUUAUACAAUUAGCUCGCAUUGUACUUUAA
This is a messenger RNA of Rotaria sordida, 1047 nucleotides long. NCBI's taxonomy places the organism in Eukaryota, Metazoa, Rotifera, Eurotatoria, Philodinida, Philodinidae. The record is from the annotation of a GenBank genome assembly.